This is a messenger RNA of Heterobasidion irregulare TC 32-1, 1689 nucleotides long. Its product is annotated as Nucleobase cation symporter. Gene Ontology annotation, molecular function: nucleobase transmembrane transporter activity. Lineage: Eukaryota; Fungi; Basidiomycota; Agaricomycetes; Russulales; Bondarzewiaceae. Gene Ontology annotation, biological process: nucleobase transport; transmembrane transport. The record is from RefSeq and is a predicted model, not a curated record. Gene Ontology annotation, cellular component: plasma membrane. The coding region runs from base 1 to 1689 and encodes 562 amino acids. The transcript has 14 exons.
AUGUCCAGGGCGUUCGUGAAAAAGCUCGUCAAGCAAGUUGAGGUGCCUCACGAGGGCGACCAGUCCUCGUGGUCUCAGUCAUUUCUAACGAGCGAGGAUCUGCUUCCGGUACAACCAGAAAAGCAAACUUGGAGAACAUCGAAUUUCAUUGCGUUCUGGAUUGCGGACAGCUUCAAUGUUAACACAUGGAUGAUUGUCUCUUCGAUGAUCGAACUCGGCCUUUCCUGGUGGCAAGCAUGGAUCUGUGUUUGGAUUGGAUACGGCUUUGUAGCUCCUUUCCUUGUGGCAAACGCACGGCCGGGCGCUAUUUUUCACGUCACUUUUCCCGUGGUUGCUAGGACGAGCUUCGGAAUCUGGGGCAGUAUGUGGUGUGUUUUCAAUCGAGCAGUCAUGGCCUGCAUCUGGUAUGGUGUUCAGGCCAGCAUCGGUGGUACUUGCAUGAAAGUGAUGCUGCGCGCGAUCUGGCCUAGUGUCCAGAAUAUCCACAAUUCGAUGCCUGCGUCCUCCGGCACGAACACCCGGGAUUUUACGUGCUUUUUCCUUUUCUGGCUCGUCUCGCUGCCUGCCAUCUGGUUCCCCCUUGAUAAAAUCCGUCAUUUGUUCACAGUCAAGGCAAUCGUAGCGCCCACUGCCGGAAUCACCUUCUUCAUUUGGUGCAUCAUUCGAGCUAAAGGAGUAGGGCCCAUCAUCCACCAGCCCUCGACUAUUCACGGUAGUGAUCUUGGAUGGGCUAUGGUCAGCAGCCUUAUGUCUUGCAUCAGCAAUAUGGCAACUCUGGUCACGAAUGCACCUGACUUUGCCUCGCGUGCCAAAUACCCGUCCGCCGCUGGCCUCCCUCAAUUUAUCUCGAUCCCCUUGACGUUCUCGCUCGUCAGCUUCAUAGGGAUCAUCGUCAGCUCCUCUUCUCAGGUCAUUUACGGAGAAACCAUCUGGUCUCCGAUCGACUUGCUCGAUAGAUUCUUGGAUGGCAGCCCAUCACACGCGACUCGAUUUGGUGUUUGGUUCAUCGCUGCGGCCUUUAUCAUCGCUCAGCUAGGGACAAAUAUCUCAGCCAAUUCUAUAUCUGCUGGGUGUGAUCUCACUGCCUUAUUUCCUCGCUUCAUCAACAUCCGUCGUGGCGGAUACAUUGCUGCAAUUGUUGGCCUAUGUAUGCUGCCAUGGAAUUUGCUCAAAAGCAGCAACAACUUCACUUCGUAUCUUUCCGCCUACUCUGUGUUCCUCAGCUCUAUUGCAGGGGUCAUGAUAACGGAAUACUAUCUCAUUCGACGUGGACACUACCGUGUAUCUGACCUUUACAGCAGUCGCAAAGACGGUUGGUACUGGUAUACUGCUGGUGUCAACUUCCGUGCCUACGUCGCAUAUAUUGCGGGUAUAUUAAUCAACGUGGUCGGAUUUUCUGGAGCCACUGGUCGAAACGUUCCUCUCGCCGCGACUCGCAUUUACCAGAUGUCUUUUUUCACUGGCUUUGGCGUCUCUGCAUUUGUAUAUUUUUCUCUGAACUUCCUGAUCCCCUCCGUAGGAAGCUCGAAGGUGUUUGAAGAGGUUGAUGAGUCCGAGUUCGAGUUGGUGCCACCGAACAACGCACAUGACUUGGGAAAGGACGACGAUUCUAAAGACGACGACUCACUUCGAAAGGGAAGCGACAAAGUUCAAGUCCGUGCACAAUCACGUGUAAUAAUGUACUCUUAG